Alligator mississippiensis (American alligator) is the source of this 5497-nucleotide messenger RNA. Its product is annotated as zinc finger protein 501. The record is from RefSeq and is a predicted model, not a curated record. The transcript has 8 exons. Gene Ontology annotation, biological process: regulation of cytokine production; negative regulation of transcription by RNA polymerase II; regulation of immune system process. The coding region runs from base 695 to 2146 and encodes 483 amino acids. Lineage: Eukaryota; Metazoa; Chordata; Crocodylia; Alligatoridae.
GUGACGUCAGGAAAGCGGUGGGCGGAGGCCAUGGGGAGUAGCAGGGGCUGCCGCGAGGCUCCGGUACGAGUGCCCGGGCCGGGCAGGGCAGGUUGAUUCUCCAUUGAGUCCAGCUUCCACCAACCCAUCCCACAUCUUUGGGGAGCCAUAUUCCCCCUUCUUUCUGCUCUGCUCCUUCCCUUUACCUUCCACUCCUCUGCAGCGCAGCAGGGAUGCUUGCAGUGGCACCGGAUCAGAGGGAAUAACUGCACCACUCCCCGGAUGACGUGAGCUGAAGCAGGCAAACACAGUGUCCUGCCAGCAGAGCUGUCUACACCAGGCCCUGUGUCCACACCUGGCCCUUUGUCAGAGCAGCUGGGUCAGCUGAGGGCUCCAGGAGGCCUUUGAGGACGUGGCGCUGUACUUCACCCAGAAUGAGUGGGAGCUGCUGGGAGAUGGAGACAAGGUGCUUUACCGGGACCAGAUGCUGAGGAAUUACCAAGCCCUUGUUUCUCUGGUAGCUCGUUGAGUUUCCCACUUGGUUUUCCUUAUGUGACUUAGUAUCACAGGAUACAUUUUCAGUGUCUGAUAUCAAGGUCCUGCACCAGACUUGAUCAGCCGCAUCCAGCGACAGGAGGUGGAGCUCUGGGUUUGUGAGGAAGAGAACCCUGGAGAAAGUGUGUGGACCGAGGGCCUGUCCUCAGAUUCCUCUGAUAUGGAGGACUCCUGGGACUUGUUGGCAGAGGAAAACUCCAUGGACUCAUUCCCCAGAACGAAGACUUCUGUGCAACUAGCAGGUGCCGGGAUGCUGAGCAGAGCUGAGCAGCAGCCUCCUGAGGAAGAGCCUGCAAACCCAGAGCUGGUUCCAGCCAGAAACCAGCUCCCUGGGCAGUGGGCACAGAGAGUAGCUGAGCCCCAAAUGAGCCCCAUGUGCAGGGAAAGAUUCCAAGGGCAGAGGGACUCAAGAAGCCCUGAGGGCAGCACUCCUAUGGGAGAGACAUUGUAUAUAUGUGGAGAGUGUGGUGAGAGCUUCAGGGGCCAACAAGAGCUCUGGGCACAUGAGGGGACCCACAGGAAAGAGACAGCCCACCCCAGUGCUGAGUUGGGAAAGAGUUUCUAUGAGUCCCAUCUCAUGGAGCAGCAGAGAACACAGUCAGAUGAGUGCCCCCACCUCAGUCUUGAUUGCAACAACAGCUUCAUUCAGCUAUCUCCGCUUGUCCAUGCUGGGCAGAAACCACACCGCUGUGCUCAGUGUGGAAAGAGCUUUCGGCAGAGGGCUACUUUGGCCCAGCAUCAGCGCAUCCACACUGGGGAGAAGCCCUAUCACUGUGGGGACUGUGGGAAGAGUUUUGGGCACAGCUCUGCUUUUGCCCAGCACCAACGUAUCCACACAGGGGAGAAGCCCUUUCACUGUGGGGACUGCGGGAAGAGUUUCAACCGCUCCUCCAACCUCCGUGCCCACCAGCGCCUGCAUGCCAAGGAAAAGUCACAUCCAUGCUCAGAGUGUGGGAAGACCUUCAGUAGUCCAUUGCGGCUCCGCUCCCACAUGAGUCUCCAUACAGGGGAGAAGCGGCACCCCUGUUCAGAUUGCGAGAAAAGCUUCAGUAGCCCAGCACAGCUGAGCGUCCACCGGCGUGUGCAUACGGGGGAGAAGCCCUACCAAUGCGCAGAGUGCGCAAAGACCUUUGCCCGCCCAGACCUCUUUCAGCUCCACCUGCGCGUGCACCGGGGGGAGAAGCCAUACCACUGCCCAGAGUGUGGGAGGAGCUUUGUACGCCCGUCCUUUCUUCGGGAGCACAUGCGCCUGCACACAGGGAACAAGCCCUACCAGUGUGGGGAGUGCGGGGCGAGCUUCCACUACCCCUCGCAGCUGCGCAUCCACGAAAGCCUACAUACUGGGAAGAAGCCCUAUGCCUGUGCGGACUGUGAAAAGAGCUUCAAUAGCCCAACCCAUCUCCAAGUGCACCAGUAUGUGCACACUGGGGAGAAGCCGUACCAUUGCGGGGAGUGUGGGAAGCGCUUCAACCGCCCAGCCUAUCUCCGUGUACACCAGCGCAUCCACACAGGGGAGAAGCCAUGCCUCUGCAGGGAGUGUGGGAAGAGCUUCAGGGAUCACUCUGCUCUCAACAAGCACCAGCGAACCCACCGACCAGCCCCUUGCCAUUGACACGGGUUGUCUUGUGCAAGCUCUCACAUCAGCUUUCUCCCUGCACUCUGGGCGGGGUUUACAAAACACUAAAUGGUGAAGAGAAAGUCACUAGGGAUUCAUUAUUGACUGUCUCUCACCAGACAAGAACAAAGGGUUACCACAUGAAACUAGCGGGCGGUCGGUUUUAAAACUAACACAAAGAAGUCCUCCCCCCCCAAGCAUAUCAUUAAAGUGUGGAACUCAUUGCCGCCAGAUGUGGUGGAAACUGAGAGUUUAGCCAGAUUCAAACAGGGAUUGGACACAUUCUUGGAGGAAAGGGGCAUCAGGAGUUAUUGAGCACAGGGGUUAGGAAUACAGCCUCUGAAUCAGAACUUCCUAGACCUUAAAUUGUGGAGGCUGCAAGUGAGAGGAACAGUAGAAAAAAACCCUGAUCAUACCCAGUACAUUUUCGUUUUUAGUAUCCACUCUCUGCUGCUGUGUGACAUAGGAGAUUGGGCAAGAUGGACCUGUGGUCUGACCUAGGAAAUGGCAAUUCUUAUGUGCUAUAAAAUGGGGUUGGGGUGAGGUCUGGUACCUGACCUGAAUUCCCCCCACCUUUGCAUUUUGCCGGAUUUGGCCUUGAGAAUGUGAGUGUUUUCCUAGGAGUCUCCUAAAUGUGUUGUAGUUGGGGUUUGGGCCCACAGCAGAAAGCGGGCUCAGGUCUGUUUUUCAGGGGCUUGGCUUCUUCCAGGUUGAUUGCUCAGGAGUCUUAUAAAUGUUUUGUAGUUGGAGUUUGGGCUGCAGCUGGAACAGAAGAGACAAGUGGGCUCAGCUGUAUCAGGGGUUCCUUCCAGCUUGGUUGCCCAUGUUGUACUUAAGGGUGCCCUUUGGCAUUGCCCAAAGCAGGGAUUGAGAAGCAUUCUUUUGCUUUGGGGAAUUUAGCACUGGUUUUGUUGGGGGAGGGAGAAGAGUUAGGGGUGCUUUUUUGGGGAGUUGGUAGAGGUGUUUUUGGGGAGGUGACAACUGAAGCUUCGCUUCAGGAGAGUUGAAAGAAACACUUCGGGGAGGGGAUAUGGGAUCUCCCCUGAGCUUGAGGCAAGGUUCUGCAAAUGGGCGGGAGGGAGGGAGUGUCAGGGAUUGUAGGGAUGGGGUUCAGAAAGUGUCUUGUAUCUGGAUGGGCAUUGCAGCUGGGAGGUAUAGUUGUGUUGGCUGGCGGGGUGGUUAACUGUGUGCAGGGUGAUGGGGAGUUGGGAGUUCUCACAUGUUGUUUGGGGAGUCCUGUUUUAAGGUAAGCCUCACUGAGACUUUUGACUAGGACAGGAUAUAAAGGAAAUCAGUAAAGAGCUGGAGUCACUCCAGCCAGGCAGGGGGUUUUCCCUGCGAGUCACUGCCUGAAAUUCAGCUUCCCCAGGAGAGAUUCCGGCUGCCUGCUCUAUGGAGUGUCCACAGUGCAGUGAUAAUGUCAGUGCUCUUGUGUAGACAGCCUAGGGCAGCAGAGGAGGGAGCUGCACCACUUUCCUUGAUGAUGUGAGUUGAAGCAGACAAACACUUCUCUGCCUUCAGGCACUUUGCUGGAACAACUGGGUCAGCUGGAGGAUGGGAAAUUCCAUAUCCCUACCUGACCUAACCAUUCUGGAAAAACAUCAAUGUUUCCAUCACCUGUUCCACUCUUCUUUUCCCUUUCUAAUUGCCUUAAAAUACUCCAGAUGAUAACCUGCUACUUCCUCAGCACCCCUGACACCCCCGAAGCCCCUCCAUCGUCUUCCCCUCUGUCCCAGCAUCCCUGAUUCUUUUCACAACCCCUGCUCCUCACACCCUCAAAGUCCACUUAAGCCCAUCUUCCUCACUGCCCCAGCACCCCAACCAUUCCUCUAUGCUGCACCUCCCCACAGUGAGCUUGGCCUGAGUGGGGUGAAUAGUUUCUCAGACUCAGGACCGAGCACAUAUAGGGAGGAUGUGGUGUAUGCUUGGGGACACAUUAUAGCCAUUGCCAUCUCCCCUGACCUUAGCAGAGGAGAGUAGAGUGGACAUGGGGGUUGGACUGGUACAGACUGGGGGAGAGGCUUUGCCUUAUGUAGUAAGAGCACAGCCUCUACCUGGGAUCUCUGGAGCAUAUAUUAACCUUUUGCAGCAGCAGUACAUUGGCUACUCUGGUUCCCCUGCUUUACCUGUGGCAGGUUUAGGUGUGAUGUCUUGUGUUUGGGUUGAUGGUAGUUCUGCAAAGCAUUUAGGUGAUGGAUUUGUAUAGGAUGGUUUGGAUAGAGAUGACCCUGCCUCAGGCAGGGGGUUGGACUAGAUGUGACCUCUGGAGGUGCCUUCCAGCUUGGCUUCUUUACAAUCCUAUGACAUAUGUAUAUAAAGAAAUGUUAGGAAUGUGUCUGGUGGGGGGGGGGGGGGGUAGAACCACUUAUGGGGAGACUGGGAUUUAUUUGAGGUAUCUGUGGGGAGCAGGAAACUGCAGAAUGCAUAAUCUUUGCAGUGAUAGGUUUGGAUUGGUGUCGCAGUGUGGAUGCUUGGGGGAUGGGGAGCUCUAGGGGGUCCUGGUGUGGCUUCAGAGGCCAUGAAGACUUAACAAAGAGUGGGAGGCAUACAAGGAUCUUUGAUCACAUUUGUAGGAUUGGUCUCUUCAUUGGGGCUUUUCUCUGCUGUCUUUUUUUAAUCUGCAUCCUCCAGCAUAGACUUUUCUUCGCUCCCCCAUUUUUUCUCUGGGAAACAUUUUCCAUGCAUCUCCUGGCUGUUUCUUUGGCCAGUGUCAGAAGCAUCUUUUGAAGAAAUUCACUUCAAUCUUUGUUACAAAUACAACUCGUUCUGCAUAUUGGAGUCAUUCAUGCAGGAUCCAGUCCUAGAACUCAAGGGACAGGACGGCUCAUGGUGGGAGAGAGCAAAGGGCCUAUUAUUGCUCAGGUGUGCUGAAACUUUGAAUGCUAAUUUUUAUUUCUUCUGCAUUUCCUCUGAACAGUUUCUGACAAAAUCCUUUAUGGCUAAACACUUGGGGGUAUCAUUUUCUUUUCUUUUUCUUCUUUGUUUUUCUUUUUUCUCUUUUUUUUCUUUCUUAGUUUCUUUCUUUUCUUCUUUUUUUUUUUGGGGGGGGGUGGGGGUGUCCCAAAGAGGUCGUUCUUUUAAGAAGAUGAAGAAGCUUUCUUUCCAGACACCAUAACCCAGAAUAUUGGAAAAGGUUCAAACGAGAUGCAUCGAUUUUUACAUGUGUCUUUCUUGGAAAAAUUAGGUCCUUUUUAUUUUAUCUUUAUCAGAGAAAUAGUUUCCCUGAAAACUAAAUUGAAGAACAAUCAUUGUAAAAAUCAAUCGUCAUGGAUUGCUUGUCUAAAUAUCAGAACUAUGUGACCCAAGGUACCAUGUUCCAUAAAAUAGUUUUUUUUAGACUCCAGAAAA